CAGAAACAAUAAUAACAAAAAUGUAAACAUUGACAACAUAUUACGUUUAGGUCGUAUUUUUGUUUUUUUCCGUUUUUGUUCGAAUCAAAACUAAAUGUUGCAGUGUUUAAGAUGCCAUGGUACUUUCCCUGGUCUGAUUCGAUUAAAAAGCGGGCUUGUAGAUAUCUACUGCAACAUUAUGUCGGCCAAUUCUUACAGGAAAAGUUGACGUUGGAUCAACUGAGUGUCGACCUCUUCAAUGGAAAAGGCAUUGUAAAAGAUGUUCCCCUGGAUGUUUGUGCACUAAAUGAGUUACUUGAGGGAGCAAAUGUUCCUUUGGAAAUCCUUGAUGGCUUCAUUCACACCAUCUCUGUGUCUGUGCCAUGGAGUUCACUCAUGCAAGAAAAUUGUGAGGUUGAAGUCCAAGGACUUGAAGUUGUUGUGGCAAUAAAGAAAAAUGUUGAUUUGGGUGGCAGUUUUACAUCAGAGUCGUUGCCAUUUAGUUCUAUGACAACAAGUUUACAACUUGCACAAGAAUGUUUAAAAGACAAUGAACCAAAUGAGGAGGAAACAACAUCUCAACAAACAUUUGAUGGUUUGGAAUCAUUUGCACAGACUAUUGAGUCAGUGUUGUCCCGAAUAAAGGUGAGUUUUGAAGAUGUUCUUAUCCGUUUUGAACAUCUCCUACGUCACAAAAGAUCAGGUGUUGGUCUGGAACUUCACAUAGAGAGAAUAAACUACUCAGACCUUUCAAGCGAUGUCUCCUGCGGUGACCAAUCCAGUUUCGACGUCUACGAUCCACCCACUCUCGCAAACAAACAGCUGAAGAUAUUCGGCCUGAGUUUGAGCAUGGACGAAUUUCACGAGAACUCACGUACUAUUCUGCGCAAUACUCCAUAUAAGCCUGAACCAACGUCUCCGCCAGAUAGUGUGACGUCAUCGCCGCCCGUGUCUCCGUACCAGAGCGCGAUAUUCAACCAGAGUUUGAUGGUAAAACAACUGAGCCAACAAUCACUUUUGCCACCUGUAGUCAUACUUUCAAGCGCCGGAAAGCAAGAGGCCAACGUGAAAUGGAAAGUGAAUCCAUCCAGUGCAGGUCCGAAGGUUGAAUUUUCAUAUUUUCUUGGCACGCUGAACGCCCUGCUGUCUCCAAAACAACUUCACGUUCUGUUGGAGAUGAUGGAAGACAUAAACAGGAUGCACGACGCAGAUCCAUAUUCGACUAAACAUGAAGGAAUGACAAACAAACCGAUGAAAGCGGGCGAUUUUCAAAGAAUCGAAAAGGAGCUUCACGAACAGAUGGUGAACGAACGAAAACAACAUUCCAAAGUCGAUCUGUGGUGCGCACAGUUCGAUAACGAGGCUGAUGGGCCACUUUCUCUCGCGUCGCAGGGAACGGCCACCAGCGAGGAAACAUUUUAUUCUCUGACUGAAAAUGGCGAUGAAAUACUCAACAAUGAAUCGCCCCUAAAAGCGAAUAUUUUCCCAGGAUACACACAAGGACUGGUACAGAAGGUUUCAGAGGCUGGGAUUGGUCCGAUGGGUGUUUCCCCAUCUGGUGAUGUGCGUCAAAAUGGUCUGUUAAUGCCAAAACUGUCCAUCCCAAACCCUGGUUUAGCAGCUGUACCAGGUCUGGAUGAUGAUAAUCUUACAAAAGCGCAGCUGGAUUUGAGCGGAUUGUCUGUAACCUUGCUGCUACAAGAUCCACCAUCGCCGACCGUUAUUGGCCAGUCUCGUGAUGACGAAUCUAAAAACCAUGUUCUGUGUAAAAUCGCGGACAGAUUCUUCGAUCGAAUGUCAUCCACGGCUUUUGGCGUCAAAGAUUUGGAAACGAUACAGAAGAAAUUCAACGAUGCUUGUCUUCAAAGUCAUCUUAGGUGUUUUCUUACAACUGUGAGCGUAUCGGCCGAACUGUCCAGUACGUCCGCGUGUCAAAAUGUAACCACCGAAGUAUCUGUUGGUACGGCGAGAUUGAUAGAAUGUUUAGUUGACGACACGAACGAAAAAGUCAAACACAAUCUAACGCAGGUUCUUAGCGUUUCUGGGAGCAAUGAGAACCAAUCUCGCAUGGGUAAUUUUGUCAGAGUACCAAAGCCAAGUCUGAAGGCGAAAUACAAGAGCAUACAACGGAGUUGUUCACCUGCGUCUAUUCAGGGUCGUCACAGUGUUAUUCCAAGAACCGAAAUUGAUGUUCAGUUGGGUGAUGUGGAAGUGGAGGUCGAUGUGACUCUUAUAGACCGACUACACGGCGUAUUCUACCCUACGGUUGCAUCUGCUGGUCAACCCAAACCAUCGUCGCACUAUUUCGCCUCUGCUCCACUUCAUACUGAUGCAAACGAACAGGCUUUAUUCUCAAGAACUAUGAACGAUGGUUCCUCUUGUGAGCAGAAAAUUCAAGUUCAUGUUCAAUGUUCAUGUUUUUCCGCGUCAGUCAGGUUUCCAAUCCUGGACCUGCGCCCCCCGGACGUGCGAGUUACUCCUCCGUUAUGGCAGAAACGACUGCGUGAUGAAAUGUGUUUGAUUCGUUGCACAGACGUCACAUUUGAGACAUGUUUACAAGAUAGCCAGGCAGCUAAAACGUAUGAGUUGAGAUUCAAAACUAUGGAUGGUUACUGGAAGUCUAAUGCGAAAAGCGCCGAAGAUCAUUUUAUCCAUGUGAGUCAACGGCAUUCUGGUAAUGAAGACGAUGAAAAUGGUUUCGAUUUUCCAAGGAUUGUGAUUUCCACUCAACCGGUAUCAGGCCCGGUACUGGAAGAAGAAUCGUCUGGUGAUAGUUCUCCUGACAGUUUAUCAGAUACGUGUCCAAUGUUCAAACAAGAGCCUUCGCCUUUCUCUUCAAAACCUGUCAUGUACGAUAAAGAAGAGCUGGUGGUGCCCGGUGAUCCUUCAGAGAUGAAAGAAUUUCAAGAAAAGACGUCAGUUUUCUCUAAGUUACACUUGGAACUGAACUUUCCCGAAAUCGAUGUAAAUUUCCAAGACCCGCCAUUCUUCGAACUGAUUUAUAACAGGUUUGGAAAUGACCUGUUGUUAUGGGAACCAACACCAGGACCUGAUAGCCAACAACAAGACGCCAACGCAGUGCUUGCUAAUACCUGGAUUGAUUUCGACGUUGCUGCGAGGUUAAAAGAUGGCAAAAAUGUUCAAAGCACUUUUCAAAUGUGUCGCUCAGUUAUCAAUGAAGACUCGUAUUCAUCAGAGGAAGACGACAGCGAUGUUUCAGAUCAACAAAAGGUCAUACAUACAACGGAGAAGAAGCCGAGCAGUAGUCUUGCUCUAACCUUGAACUCUUCAAAGUUGAGAAUCGCCAUGUUUCCGAGGACGAAGUUUGAAAACGAAAAUGGUUAUGGUAAAAUACUGUUGCAUUUCGAAAACGCUCAGCUGUUCUAUGUGCUGGACUACAAGGGACAGCCUAACUUGUGCUACAUUAGCACCCAGGCCCAGACAUGUUCGCUUUACCACGCCGUCCACGUUGACGAUAUCGAGAGAAAUAUGGAUGAUACUGUUUUUGUACCCGGCGAUUUGUACCCAACUAUAUACGAGUCUGACUCCGGGGUCAAAGUGACGGGAUCUAAAACGAGUAUGGAUAAUAAUCGAGCUAUGUUGUCAUUAGCCGUCAAAAGUUACUGGGACAUGGAGAGAAAUUCUAAGGACAUUGUUGUUGCGCUGUCAUUGUGUGGCGGUACAUUACGUCAUCGCAUGGUAAACGAAGGACAAGUCUGGAUACUGCAGAUGAUCGACUAUUUUGGGGUAGUUGAUGAGGAGGUCGUUGGUUUCGUUCCUCCUGUGGUGGUAACAAUGCUGCAUAUUCAUUUCUGGGACUGUGCUCUUUAUUACAGACCAAUCUAUAUUCCAUAUCAAGUAUUGAUCACGAUCGAAGGUUUCAGCAUCUCGAGCAAUAUUACGGUGGACUCUAAAACCUCCAUUCUAAGAUUUAUCAUCGAUAAUGCGGUUAUGCUCAUUUCAAAUAACCAAAAUGAAACAACGAAUGUUGUUAAAGACUAUGUAUCCGUUGCGGACGUGGAUUUAUUAGAAUUGUCAAUAAACACAGUAAAUGAUGAGGAAAUGAAGUCACCGAAGCGUACGCUGACUUUGUCGAAUAAUAUCGUGCAUGUCCGAACCUGUUCCGACUCGCUGUCGGCUGUUCUCGACAUUGUUCGUUAUAUUGUGUCUGAUGGGGAUUUACCUAUUGAUACCACCGUUCAAUCAAAUCACAUUCUCAACACCGACGAAGGUAAAGAAAUAGUCGAUGAUUCUCCGGUCGAACAGCGUAACGCCGAAGAUGGAUGUCUUCAUGAUCUAAUGUCGGAUGCUAUGGAUGAAAGUCUUGAAGACAGACCUGAUUUCGCUGAUGGUGAAAAUGAGGUUCUCAAAGAUGAUACUCAAUCAAAAACUGACGUUUUUCAUUUUCCUGAUGAGUCGCAAAUCGCCGCCUCAUCUCCAGAUGGAGACAUUCACCCACCGGGUAAAGAGGACUUUGCUGACGAGUGGUCUGACGAGGAGUUCUGUAUUUUAGACCACCCCGAAAAAGAAGAGGAUGUGGUUUGUGAUGGUCCUGAAGUUACGUCAUUUUGUGAUGAAAUAAAGAUAAUCCCUGAUCAUUUCCGAAUACCUGUUGGCGGUGUAGACCAACUAAAGCCUCCCAGUAAUUUCCCCACCCCGCUUUUCUGCUACACAAUAAAAGAAAUGUCUGUAAUCUGGCAACUUUUUGGAGGCAGCGAUUUCGAAGCGAGGAGAAAUAACAAAAGGAGGACAAGGAACAAUCAGUACGGUCAAAAUACUACAGAUAAUGACCGUGAAUAUCAUGAGGAUGAUAACGUGGACGAUGAUCCUGUCGUCAUCGGUAACCAUGGUAACAGAAAGAGAAGUUCCAGUACAAGAAUAAAUUGGAAGACGAACGGGGGAGAGUCACGCGACCUUAACACUUUAGUCGAAGUGCAGUUGAACAAAGUUCGUUUUCAAUAUGAAGAUUAUCCAGCCGAAACUAAACAGGCGUGGAGACAAGUUCUGCUUGUUCAGGAUGUGGAAAUACGCGACCGACUGUCAUCUUCGCAAAUCAACAAAUUUUUGUAUCAGUACUCAACUGAAGCACGGCCGAGACAGACUCAUUCGAAUAUGAUUUCCAUAAAGAUGCUUGGUCUUCGACCAGAUGACGGUCUCAGUUCACAAGAAGGUUGUUUGAGAGUGUCCUUGAAACCUUUACGACUCAACAUUGACCAGGAUACCCUUCAGUUUAUCAUUAAUUUCUGCAAAGACCUUUCUGGUACAGAUGAUGGUAAUAUACAUGACAGUGAACCUCAAGUGGCGAUGUCGAUGUCAACUUCGCAAGAUAUCUCUGUUGAUAGAAACAUGGAAGAAAACAGCGAUGCGCCAAUCUUCUUCCGACUGGUCGAAUUUUCUCCUGAUGUUCCCAUUAGACUUGAUUAUCAUGGAAAACAUGGCAUGGAUAUGGGGCAGAGAAGUCUGGCUGGAGUGCUGUUCGCGUUCGCGCAGUUGAACUGCUCUGAAAUCACGCUGAGACGAUUGUGUCACAGAAGUGGCCUGAUGGGUUUUGAUCGAGUUCUUAGUUAUGUCCUUAAUGAAUGGGCGAAUGAUAUCAAGAAAAGACAAAUUCCAGGUAUCCUUGGAGGAGUCGGACCGACAUAUUCAUUGGUACAGUUAUUCCAAGGAGUGAAGGAUCUAUUCUGGUUACCCGUGGAACAAUAUCGUCGAGAUGGUCGGAUUAUGAGAGGGCUUCAACGUGGAGCCAGCUCGUUCACGACCUCUUCAGCAAUGGCAUUCAUUGAACUUACCAAUAAAUUGGUUCAAGUCGUUCAUGGCGCUGCCGAGGUGGCGUAUGAUAUAGUCAGUCCCACAGAGAAUAAUUUAGCUCCAGGAUCACAUGGUAAACUUGUCAGGCGACGUGUUAACUCCGAGCCAGCAGAUUUUAGACAAGGAAUAGCGAAUGCUUAUAACGUUGUCACCGAGGGCUUUGGUAAAACAGCGUCGAACAUCGUGCAAGUGGCAAAAGAGGAACACGAAAAUAAAGGUGUGACCGGCGCUGUUGGGGGUGUAUUACGUCAUAUUCCCUCAGCCGUCGUUCAACCAAUCAUAUUAGCGACUGAAGCAACGUCAAAUGUACUUGGCGGAGUUCGUAAUCAAAUUUUACCGGACGCUAGGCGCGAAGCCGCUGAGAAAUGGCGUGUCGAUGAAUAAGGCGGCUGAAUCUAUACAAUUGUUCAUAAUGCGAAUAAUAGACGAAAAUAAUGUAUAUAUAAUUGAUACUGAUAAUACGGGAAUAUGCCCUAUGUAAAGUGAUUCAGAUCCCGUUGUUUUACCAGUUCAGCAAUAAAACUAUAUAUUUCCAACCGGCGAAUGCAAUAAACGAGAUAAAUAGAGACCAUUGUAAAAGCGAAUAUUUUUUAAAUUAUAGCGUAAACAUAAAUCUCAUGUUUAUUUCCCAUGCACGUUUAUUUUGUUUUAUAUAAGAACCAAAGGUCAUUUGUAUUUUCUCGACAAUAACAAUGAAAAUGGCGGGAAAUUUUUGAAAUUCGUCAUAUCAUGCACUCCCAAAUGUGACAUACGUAAAAUUCCUGCACCGUGACCCGGUUGUAUAUAUAGUGGCACGUAUAUGGUAUCUUUUUCAAUAUAAUACUACUGUCCAUAUAACAAACGCAAAUAUACUGCAAUAUUAGUUUUUAGCAUAAUGUUGUUAUAUCGAGCAUUGUUAGUGGUUUGUUGUCAAAUGCAUCGUGUUGACUUCACAAAUAACCGCGCAUCAAGCGUAUUCAUCGUAUUCAAGCGUUUUAGUGUGAACAGUCGAAUACGCUACGAAAACGGUAGUGUGAACGCGAAUCGAUCGAUGCGUUUUCGGUCUUGCGAAACCGCAUACAAACGAAAACGCACUAGUGUAGACAGGCCCUGAGACGACUCGACUGCCUGGGAGAUGUUUUUGUCAAGUAGAGUGCAUGUGGCGGUGUGGACAAGACGCUGUUUGGAUAAAACGAACCCUUGUGUGUGCGACCAUCUGUGGCUGUUGUACCGCACAGUACUAACGAGAGUUCGUCCACCGCUUAUAGUCAGCACAGUGUAAAAUUAUUAAAACAUAAAGAAAAAUCAUUAUAAGUAUACAGAGAAAAUUGAAGAUGCAAAUGCUAAGCUUACAAGUCUGGCUGUGUUCAUAAAUUCAUGAAUAUUUUUUAUGUCAU
Dendronephthya gigantea is the source of this 7163-nucleotide messenger RNA. RefSeq names its product autophagy-related protein 2 homolog B-like. The coding region runs from base 112 to 6171 and encodes 2019 amino acids. Gene Ontology annotation, biological process: autophagosome assembly; reticulophagy; piecemeal microautophagy of the nucleus. The record is from RefSeq and is a predicted model, not a curated record. Lineage: Eukaryota; Metazoa; Cnidaria; Anthozoa; Malacalcyonacea; Nephtheidae. The transcript is spliced from 38 exons. Gene Ontology annotation, cellular component: phagophore assembly site; extrinsic component of membrane. Gene Ontology annotation, molecular function: phosphatidylinositol-3-phosphate binding.